This is a messenger RNA of Rotaria sp. Silwood1, 3132 nucleotides long. The record is from the annotation of a GenBank genome assembly. Lineage: Eukaryota; Metazoa; Rotifera; Eurotatoria; Philodinida; Philodinidae.
AUGGUAAUAUGUUUUCAUUAUAAUCGUUUGUUUUUAUUCAAACAUAUUUUACCAAAUAUAUUUUCAUCAUUAAAAUGUUAUUCUCGUACACCAACAGUAGUUCGUUAUCGUGCACAAUCAAAAAUGUUAAUUACACAAAAGAUUGAUACACCAGAAUAUCGAACAUUAUUAACACCAAAUUUAUUGAAAUUAGCUGAAAUAUUUAAAGCAAAUAAAUAUGAAUUACGUGUAGCUGGUGGUGCCGUACGUGAUAUAUUAAUGGGUAUUAAUCCACAUGAUGUUGAUUUUGCUACAACAGCAACACCUGAACAAGUUAAACAAAUGUUAACAAAAGAAAAUAUACGAAUGAUUAAUUUAAAUGGUGAAAAACAUGGAACAAUAACAGCUCGUAUUAAUGAUAAAGAAAAUUUUGAAGUAACAACAUUAAGAGUUGAUGUUGCUACGGAUGGAAGACAUGCUGUUGUACAAUAUACUCAAGAUUGGCAAUUAGAUGCUGGUAGAAGAGAUCUUACAAUAAAUGCUCUAUUUCUUGAUUUAGAAGGAACUGUAUAUGAUUAUUUCAAUGGAAUUGAUGAUCUCAAACAUCGUCGUAUUCGUUUUGUUGGUGAUCCUAUAGAACGUAUUCGUGAAGAUUAUCUUCGUAUUCUAAGAUAUUUUCGAUUUUUUGGUCGUCUUGCACAUGAUAAUGCACAACAUGAUGAAGCAACAUUAAUAGCAAUAAGAGAAAAUACUAGUGGUUUACGAAAUAUUUCUGGUGAACGUCUAUGGGUUGAACUAAAACGUAUUGCUGAAGGACGUAAUGCAGGUCCAGUAUUAAAAGUAAUGCUUGAACAGGAUAUUGGUCAAUAUCUUGGUAUACCUUCGAAUGCUGAUUUGAAUCAAUUAGAAGAACAUUGGAAAAAAUGUCAUCAAGCUAAUCCACAUGCUCUUACGAUUCUAACAAAACUUUUUCUCACUAUGGAUGAAUUAUCAAAAUUUGAACAACGUAUGAAAUAUUCCAAUGAUUGUCGUCGUUUAUCACAAUUAUUAGUUACAUAUCGUGAUUCAAUAUCUAUUCUUGAUUCAUCAUCAAUUGAUCCACUAAAACCAUAUAAAGACUUAUUGAUUGAUUUAUAUUUAUUUGAUCCAAAUAUAAAAGAAAAAAUAAUUGAAUUACUUAAAUAUCAAUAUUAUCUAAAUGAAGUUCAACAAUUAAUUGAUUGGACAAUACCAAGUUUUCCUAUAUCUGCUGGAAUGCUUGCUUUAAAAGGUAUUAAACAAGGACCUAAUUAUAAAGCAAUUCUUCAUGAACUUCGAGAAGCAUGGAAAAAAUCACAUUUCAAAGCGAAUGAAAAUCAAUUACUCGAUGAAACUUUACCAACAGUUUUAAAAAAUUUAACAAAAAUAGAAUCAUCAAUGAUAUCUAAUCAGAAGACAACUGUUAAUCCACCUGCAUUUGCACUUCCGAAAAGACAUACACCAAUCCCCACCUCACCUCCACUUAAUCAACAACAUUAUGAUUCUCAACAUCAAAUUUUUAAUGAACAAGGUCAAGAGAUCGGAUCAUUGAAUGUUAAUAAUAAUGAUGAAUUUAUAUUAGUUAAAAGAAACAAAAAGAAAAUUAAAACAAAUCAUCAACAUUAUCAACAUUAUCCACAACAUCAUGUAUUGCACCAACAUCAUCACCAACCUGACGCACCUACAAACAAAAAUAUUAUUACAACUAAUACAUCACUUCAACGUAAUUCUCUUUUACCAAGUACUAGUCCAACAUAUUCACAUAAUCAUGAAAUGGAUAUAAAAAAUGUUAUUUCGGAACAAGCUAUUCGAUUUGCACAAACACGUUUUCCCUUCCCACCCAUCAUUAUCAAAUUUGCACAAGAUGUCAACGAAAAUGUUAUUAUUAAAAGUAUCGAAAAACAUUUCAACGAACACUUUUAUAUGGAUUUAUCAAUUGCUGGACACAGAUUGAAAGGUAAACGUGAUCUCAUUUUGUUUGCAGGUAACAGAGAAUCAUUUGUUUUACUUUAUGAUGACAAAAAAUGGCCUCAACAUUUAAAUUCUAUUGUUUUUGAAAAAGCUGGUGCUAAACAUCUUCCUGCUCAAUUUUCUAUAAUAUUACGUAAUGUUCCAAUUGAUAUUAAUAUGGAUGAACUAUUGGUGAACAUAAAAAAUGAUUAUCCUGAUGUAGUUAAAGCUUUUCGUAUUUCAAAUAAAGAUGAAAAACCAACAACUUUAGUACGACUCGAUAUUAAGUGUAUCAAAAUUAUUGACGAACUAUUGAAGAAAAAAUUUAUGUAUGUUAAUAAUAUUAGAUAUACAGUUACUGAAUAUAUUAGCCCCGCUAAAGUGCUUGUCUGCACGAAAUGUUAUCAAAUAGGUCACUUUAGAGGUGUAUGUAAAAGUGAACUUCAAAUAUGUAGAACUUGUGGUACCAGUGUAAUGAAUGUUAAAGAUCAUCAAUGUGAUAAAAUUAAACGAUGCAUUCGUUGUAAUGGUCCACAUGAAGCAAGUGAUAAUCAUUGUCCAUUAAUAAAAGCAUACAGAAUAGAUUUAACAAGAUCGUUAUUAUCAACUUCUUCUAACAUUACAGGUAUGAACCAAAAUGUACAACAAAAUUAUAUAUAUAACAAAAAUGAUUAUCCUCAAUUGAAUGGUAAUAAAGAUGGUCAUCCAUGGUAUAAUGAUUCACUUACAGCUACUAAUCGACGAUUAGACGAACUUGUACAGAGGAUGGACAAGUUAAAUCAAAAUAUCAAUCGGAUAAUGGAUUUUAAUAGUAACUCUUACAAUCAACACAUUCAAAUUCAUCAGUUAAUUGUUAAACAAGAUCAUGAUAUUCAACUACAUCAAAUAGAUUUAUCCUUUCAACAUGAUUUUAUUAGCCAGUUCGUAUCACCAAGAUGUCAAUUGAUGCUUGAUGUUAUUCCGACGAUGAUAAAAAAAAAUCUAAUAAAUGAUAAAACAACAUUAGGACAAUCAUUAUUAUCCACGUGUGAAAAAUUAGGCAAUGAAUUACCACAAUGGAUGAAACGAUAUGCUGAUAAUGAAAACAUUAAAAUGAAAUUAAAAAAUGAUUUUAUAGAACAAAAACAAAAACACCUAGAAACAUCGAAUCCCGGUAAUAAUUCUCAACCAAUCCCCCAACUAUAG